CUACGAGCUCAACAAAAAGGGCGAUGAAUCCUUCAGAAGAGAGUAUGGUAUAAAUCAGUUCUCAUCAUCUCUCUCGAUCCCUGCGGAGGUGAGAACCUGACACUGAAAUGCCCCAAAUGCCAAUUACUCUUAUCCCGAUCUCCUUAAUUAGCUCUGCAAUCUGAUACUUUUCCAUCAGAUUGCUGCUUGUUUGGCAAGCCAGCUAGCGCGAAGAACGAAAAUGGCGUUCUGGGAUGGCUCUUUCCUCACUACUGAGCUCUCGCAUCAGACCUCCUGUUUUGGCCUUCGGCUCUGGGUUUUGAUCGCCAUCUCCGUCGGGGUUGCCAUCGUUCUCGUCCUCUUUAUCCUCUCCAUCUGCCUCGCCUUCCGCCGCCGCCGCACCCUUUCUCCCCCCUCCCACAAAACCCUAAAGCACCACCUCCAUGAUUCCACCCCGGCCAUCUCCAAGGAAAUCCUCGAGAUCUUCCGCCUAAAUUCCCCCCCUCGCGCAGCGGCCGCCGCUCCACCCAUUACCGAGAUUCAGGUGGACAUCGGCAAGGAGAACCACCACGUCGUGUUUUCCGAUCACAAGGGCCAUGCGCCGCUGCCUUCGUCGUCGACGGCGAGCGCUGAGAGUCGCAGCACGGCGGCUGAUUUCACCGUUUCGCCGAAAGGGAUCGGUGGCCCGCCGGAGGUUUCGCAUCUCGGAUGGGGGCAUUGGUACACUCUUCGGGAGCUGGAGGAAGCCACCGGAGGAUUUGUUGAUGAAAACGUGAUAGGGGAAGGAGGGUACGGGAUCGUGUACCGCGGGGUCUUACCUGAUAACACCAUGGUCGCCAUCAAGAACCUUCUCAAUAACAGAGGGCAGGCGGAAAAGGAGUUCAGAGUAGAGGUUGAAGCCAUUGGUCGUGUUAGGCAUAAAAAUUUGGUCAGAUUGCUUGGUUACUGCGUUGAAGGAGCCCACAGAAUGCUUGUCUAUGAGUAUGUAGACAAUGGUAAUUUGGAUCAGUGGAUUCAUGGUGACAUUGGGGCUGCAACUCCAUUGACCUGGGAAAUCAGGAUGAACAUAAUCUUAGGAACGGCUAAAGGUUUAGCUUACCUUCAUGAGGGACUGGAACCAAAAGUUGUUCACCGAGAUGUGAAAUCUAGUAACAUAUUGCUUGACCGGCAUUGGAACUCUAAAGUUUCAGACUUUGGGCUUGCCAAGCUCUUGUGCUCGGAGAGGAGUUAUGUCACAACGCGCGUCAUGGGUACAUUUGGCUACGUAGCACCGGAGUAUGCUAGUACUGGAAUGUUGAAUGAGAGAAGUGAUGUUUACAGCUUUGGGGUUCUUAUCAUGGAGAUCAUUUCUGGGAGAACCCCCGUCGAUUACUCGAGGCCGCCUGGUGAGGUGAAUUUGGUUGAUUGGUUGAAGAAUUUGGUGGGAGAACGGAGAUACGAGGAGGUCGCAGAUCCAAAGAUUUUAGUGAAGCCUUCGUCCAAAUCACUCAAACGGGCACUUCUUGUAGCACUUCGCUGCGUCGAUCCUGAUGCGAUAAAACGACCAAGAAUGGGCCAUGUCAUUCACAUGCUCGAAAUGGAGGAUUUCUCGGCCCGAGAGGAUCGAAAACAUGGUCGGGAAGCGUCAAAUAAUGUCAAUCCGACCACCAAAGUAGGAAAAAAGAUAGAACUUUUGAGUAGGCAAGCCAUGAACAUCAAGUAGGGGUUAGAGAGGCAUUUUUGUUUUGUUUUGUUUUGUUUUACAAGGGCACAUCAAGACUUAUUGUCCUUUUGGUUUUUCCCUUAUUUCCUAUAUCAUUAAGGAUCCAUUAAAGCAUUUGUAUCUUUAGUCUUUGGUGUAUUAUAGCAAACAUUUCUCUUUAAUUUUUUAUUAUUUAAUGCUCAAUCCUUCUUUAAUAGUGCUUCUCCAAUUAAUACGAGCAAUAGAAAGUUUAGUUCACGUGA
This is a messenger RNA of Phalaenopsis equestris, 1923 nucleotides long. Its product is annotated as probable serine/threonine-protein kinase At1g01540. The coding region runs from base 221 to 1681 and encodes 486 amino acids. Gene Ontology annotation, biological process: protein phosphorylation. Gene Ontology annotation, molecular function: ATP binding; protein kinase activity. Lineage: Eukaryota; Viridiplantae; Streptophyta; Magnoliopsida; Asparagales; Orchidaceae. The record is from RefSeq and is a predicted model, not a curated record. The transcript has 7 exons.